Messenger RNA from Epinephelus moara (kelp grouper), 3994 nucleotides. RefSeq names its product thymocyte selection associated family member 2 (gene themis2). NCBI's taxonomy places the organism in Eukaryota, Metazoa, Chordata, Actinopteri, Perciformes, Serranidae. The transcript is spliced from 6 exons. Bases 38 to 2164 code for a protein of 708 amino acids. The record is from RefSeq and is a predicted model, not a curated record. Gene Ontology annotation, biological process: T cell receptor signaling pathway.
CUUCAUUUUUGAUCACAGCACACUUGAGGCAGCAGCGAUGGCAGGCACGACUGCUUUGCCGCUUCAACAACUCAUCGCUUCAUUGGACAACUCUUGUCUGCCAAAAAUUCUACAAGUUUGCUCUGGAGUGUAUUUCCAAGGGUCUAUAUAUGAAAUUUCUGGGAGUGAAGUGUGCUUUUCUACUGGGGAUCUGAUAAAGGUCAUCAACAUUGAGCUCCUAUCAGUUUGCUGCGAGGACAUCAGCAACAAUGAGAAGUUUGAGCUACCUAUCAGCCACACAGGUUUAUUCAAGGUUGUUCCGGAGGACAUGCCGUACAGUACAAUCGAGGAGAUGAUGAGCCUGAGGCCUGUGGGCCUGGAAUCCUGCCUUCCCUUCACUUUCACCAGCCGCUCCAAGAUAACCAUUGGCAAUUUCACAUUGGGGGCUGGUAGAGCUUUGACCGUGCUCUCUAUCAAGCAGCACGAGGGGGAAGAGGAUCAGUUGCGCUGCCAUAUUCAAGGAAAACAGGAAGCCUCUGCAGAAGUGUCUAUCCCAUUCUCCUUGCAAGGAGAGUUCAGAGAGUGUGAAAGCGAGGAGCGUUUCACUCUGCGGGAGAUCAUGUCCUCGCCCUGCCUAUGCAGUCGAAGGUUUCGCUUCAUCAACACCACAAAGUGUGAUCGGCCCCUUGUCCUCAGUCCAAUAUACCAGGUCCACGCCAUCAUGAACUUGAGGAAGAACGUGUUGAAGUUUCCCUCCAGCUUAGAGGUGGAUGUGGUCGACGUCACCGAUGUGUGCAAGGAUGCGAGUUUCGUGACCCCGCUCAGUCUGACAGAGGUCCACUCCCAGCCAGAUGAAUCCUUUCCUGUUGUAGUGGAGGUACUGGAAGGCCCAGAGACCCGCUCUCUGUUCAAGUGCAGCUGGCUGCCAGAACUUAGCAAGAGCAGCCACCUGAUUUUCCACAAGACAGGAACCUCAGCCAUGAUUUUAUUAUCCAGCAUGAAGAGCCGAAAGGCGCAGCAGUACUUCCUGGUAUCUCAGCAGUAUGGUGGAAGAUUUCGGAGGCGGCCAAGAGAGUUUAAUUCGGUGUAUGAGCUGUAUGUUGCUUCGAUCCAGGCACCGGGUCUGAAGGUCAGCGUAACAAAGAACUGUGAGGAAGAUGAGGAGGAGGGCCUGCCUGGCCUCAGUGUGGGGGAACAGCUGGAGGUCAUUCGCUGCGAAACAAUGGUAUUGCCUUGUGGAGGCAGCAAGGGAGAGACGCAGUCCGUCGAGGCUCUCUUGUGUCAGCGUCUCCAAGAGCCAGAUGAUGGGGAUGAUGAUGAUGAUGAUGAGGAGGAGGAAGUCAAGCAGGAGGAUGAGAGAGAGAAGGUUCCUCUGCCUCUGUACAUGCAGGGUCACUUUGUGGAGGUACUGGGUGAUAACAAGAAGUACAAACUCAGAGACUUGGGUAAGGAGUUCACUUUGCCCCUGGAUGUUAAAGUGGUGAGCCGGGACACUGAACUAGAGACUGAUCCACUAGUUGGAUUUGCGUGUCUCAGAAUAGAGGGAGCAAUGUUAGAGCCCACCAUCCAGGUGAGCUUUCCACACAGCCCAGACCACUGUUUCGAGAUCCCAACCCAGUGGCUCUCGAUGUCUGUCUAUUUUACCAAGGACCCCCUGCCAUGGCCAUGCGGUCAACCACCCAAAUGCCACGUGAACAGGGUUACAGAGGUGACGGACACGUUCUUUUAUGAAUUUCGCAAACAGGGGAACUCAAAUGCAGCUCCUCCACCUCGACCACCAAAGCGAAAUCUGUCAACUUCGACGUCAGCAAAAAAAUCAUCAAAAUCCUCGAAGAAAUCAUCCAAAGCAGAAAAGUCCAAACAUGGACAAGACAAAGGCAUCCCAACCAAGGAGCUGGCUAAUUUGACUUUAAAUAGCAAAAGACGGCCCCCAGCUCCCCCACCUCCAGGUAUCUUUGAUGAUCAGCCUCCACCAGUCGUACCCCGAAAGCAGUCAGCUGAAAUGACAACAGGCAAGGCUCUGCCAAACACUUAUGUUGAAAGGGAGGAGCGGAAGACAAAAGUGAAUCAGGAGAGAGAGUGUCACGUUGCAGCAGAUGUGGACAGCGACCAUGACUAUGAGACUGUGGAUGACAGUUUUGUAACGAUGAUGAAGACAGCGCAAGAGAAUGUAAUGUAUUACUGAAGUUUAUGUUCGACCGCAACAGCAAAAUAUCACAAAUGUGUGGUGGGAACAGAAUUUAAAGUAUACUGUGCAGGAUUUUCUGUUCCUGUUUAACAUACUCGCCAGCAAAAGUGAAAGUUAAAGCCAACUCUUUAUUCACUUUGGCUUUUUCUUUUUGGCACUGUGUGUGGAUGCCAGCUGCUUCCAGACUGGCGCCUAGUUGCUACCUUUUUAUAUGCUAAAGCCCCGGCCUCACCUGAGUGCUGUGGGGGUACACACCCAUAAAUGUCCCAACCAUUGAAAAUUAAAAAAAAAAAAAAAAAAACAGGAAGAGGGUAGGGUCUUUGCAGAAAAUACAAAACCACAAACUUCUGCUGAGUCAUACAUGAUGAUUGAGAGGGAUUAUUUCUGAGUCUAAUCACUGGGUUUUUUUUAGGAAAAUCCUGCAGAGCUUAUCUUUAAGAGUGAUGAAAGAAAAUGUCAUAUUGCGGUUUUUAAGCUCUCCUGUCUUAAAUACAAUGUACCAAGGCGUUCUUAUAUUGUGAGGCUUUACAGUCGGACCAAGCAACCUUAAAACUUAACUGGUUUAACUAUAUUCAGCUAUAACCUCCUGAUAGCAUCCUGCAUCUGUGAGGACCAUUGAGACAAUUUGAAAGAUUUAUAGUGUUUGGUUACUCGUUUUCAGUGUGCACACAAAGUGCACGUAUGGCAAAAGGACUGGCCCUCCUUCAGUUGUGUGGACAAUUUAUUUAGCAAGGGUUUGCCCACAUGAGUAUUUGAUGUCAAUGUAGCAUCUUGUAGUGUAUCACAGAACAUACAGUAACACCACCGUUUUAAUGUGGUCAGCGAAACUGUGUCUCCAUUCAUUUCUAUGCUUCAUCUUCAAGGCUGCAUGAUGCUGUGGCUUUGUCACCAUGUACAGCAGACAACCCACAAACUCUGAUCAAGUACUACCCUUGUAGUGUUUAUUGUUGCAGUAUUUGUUGAAAUAUCAUACUAUUGUGCUCUUUGUUCAAACUUGUAAGCAAGUCGUUGAUUUAACCACGUGGUAGUUUUGGAGGCUGUAGCUUUCAGUUUUCUAUACAAUAACAAGGAAAACAACAGCAACACCCUGCAGUAUUAUACAGACUAUAUAUGACACCACAAACAACAGCCUUCAAUAUUACCAGAGUUGAACCAAUGUCUUAUUUUAAAAAAUGCAUAUUUAUAAGCUUCACAGAGGAACAUUUUAUUGUACAGGCAUGUGAUGUAUAUGGCACCACCCUACAGUAUAUAAACAGACUCUAAACUGCAAGGGCUCAUAUCAGUCCUCGCUGGGAUGCAACAGUCUUAACCACAAACAUCACAAAAUGGCACCUCUGCAGCAUUUGGUCAUAGUGGUAAUAGAAUAGCAGAAGCUCCCCCGGCGGUCACAGCAAACUAAUGAUCUGAGAGUACAAAAAGGAGCUAGACCUGGUGUCUAAUCCUGUUUUGUUUUAAGCUGAAUUUUAUUAAAAUGACUCAUUGGUGGGUUUUCCGCCCAAAUGCCAAAAAAAUAAUAAAAUAAUAUAAAAGAUUGUUUGUGUAUUAUCUCCAUUUCUUUUAAUGUUUAAUUAUUUCAACUACAGACAUAGUGUAGUUUAUGUAUCUUGAGUUAUGUUGUACUUAAGACAUGUAUCGUCAUAAAAAGUUGCUUCCAAAUCUAUUCAAGACCUACGUGUUGUUUUUUUCCAAACAUUUUUGCAAGAUUCAGUUUGUGAAAUGUCACAUCUAAAAGUUGUGAAUACACAUGUAAAAAUACAAAAUUUCAAUAAAUUUGCACAAACUACUUGUUUAUCAUGGGAAUGAGUGGAUGGGAGGGUUCAAUGCAAC